Molecule: messenger RNA, 581 nt
Organism: Cucurbitaria berberidis CBS 394.84
Lineage: Eukaryota; Fungi; Ascomycota; Dothideomycetes; Pleosporales; Cucurbitariaceae
Exons: 1
Coding region: 257-430 (57 amino acids)
Source: RefSeq, a predicted model, not a curated record
CCCGGUGUCAAAGCUGAAGUGCAGAGACAUUUUCCAGUUGUUGAAACUCCUGAUGCAAUAACUGGAUUUGAAUGUCGUCCCGCCUUUCACAGCUAAAUGAUGGCGUUUUCUAUAUGCUCGAGACAAUCAUAUCUUCAUACUCCGUUCGUACGUAGCACGUACCGGACAUUUGUGCUUUCCACGAGUAUCUUGCAUGUAGCUGAUUACACACGAAGUCGACCAUGAACCCGAUCCAGCCGAGCGCUACCAUACCGACAUGGCUUUCGUUAAGAUCGAGAAAUUGCCAUCAAAUACAUCGAAUCUCCUUUCGCCAGUGUUACUCGCGAGUUGUGGGGUUCCUUAUCCCGCACUCGAAGGCGGAGGCCAAUGGAGAAGAGUGUCGUGCAAACUCAACACUAUCCAGGCUAGUCUCAGUGGGGGGCUGGAUUGAUUGCCUUGUAGUGUUCGGAUGCUCCAUUGAUGUGUGGACAUGGGAGCGUAGCAACAAUAUUCGACUUGCUUUGAUUAGAAUGGAUGGGCUCAGAACCAAUGUCAGUCUGACUUGUGGUAGGCCGUUGAAUCAGUCGACAAAUAUACAUUGC